UUAGAUAUCAUAUCCAACCCAAUUAGGUUAGAUAGUAAAAUACCCAUGGUAUGAGUAAAAUUGUCAUUCCUAGUUACCUACCCACCAUGUUGAUGAAUAUUUCUAUAAUACAAUGUACAACGACAUUGUAAUUGACUACAAUCGCGAGAGAGAAAAAACAUUAUGAUAUGGUUAGGGGUUGCAAUAAUACGGUUCAUAGUGAAUUAAGUCAUAGGGAAUUGAUAUUUAGAUCGAAUCGAAUUAGAUCGAAUAUAUUUCAAUUUAAUUUUGGUCCUAUAAAUUAUUUUAAGUAUGAAGAAAAAAUGGACUGAAAUUGAAUUUAGACGGUACAAAAUGAAAUCAAAUGAACUAGUCCUAUCUCAAUUUGAUGAUUCUGGACUGAAUCAACUUAUGCCUACCCCUAAAUAUGAUUGAAGUUGACAGUUAAUUUAUAGAAGUAAUCAUCAAAUAUCACGACUAAUUAAUCCAACACGUGAAUCUUGAUGAUGUGAGACAUAUUCUGUUGAUCUCAGCAGAUAUGAUUUUAUCUUAUUUUAUAUUUUCUCGUUUAAUGAUGAAAUAUAAUCCUCCUAUUUUAUUUUCAGGAAUGAUAGUGUGAAAUGUGAUUUUUAUUGAUCGGUUUCGGUGAUCUAUUAAAGGUAGGUAUUACUUUAUUCCUAGUAUAAUUAUCAGUAAGUAUAAGAUUCUAAUUUGUCAAUUAAUUUCAAUCCCUUAAUAAUAUCACAAUCUCUAUUCUUAAUACAGCAAGUGCUUUUCUCGAUUUUCGUAUAAAAUCCAUACCCAAACUAUUCUUCCUCUUAAGUCAUACCUUAUUUCAAAAUACCCAACUUGACAUAUAUGAAAUGGAUAUGAUCAGUAUCAACUAUCAAGGUUGUGGAACGUGCAACUAAUUAAAUUACCUUAAAUCGGCCGCAAACACAAUAUCCACACUUCCUCUAUAAAAAUGCAUGCAUUUGCAUCACCAUCCCACAAAAGCCACCCUUCUAAUCAUUACAUCAAAAAGCUCCCAUAGUUACAAGAGAAGGAAAGCAUGGCCGCAGUCGAAAAUUGGCCUCCACCCACGGCCGCCACCAAAUCAUCGUCGACAUCAAACCACGUUGAUGAAAAGCUGAGCCAGGAGUGCCAAGAUUUGCUUCUUUCCCUUCCAAGGGAGAAAGGUUGGAGAACUUCUUACCUCUAUAAGUUCAAAGGGUUUUGGUGCCAACCCAAGCAGAUUGAAGCCAUCCUAGCUUUCCAAAACCACUUCCAAGUCAAGGACACCGAUGCCAUCGUAGCCUCAAUCCCUAAAUCAGGCACCACAUGGCUCAAAGCCUUGGUAUUCUCCAUCUCAAACCGAGACAAACACCCCAUUUUAACCAAAUGCCAAAUCCUCCACUCCAAGCUGUCUCAUCCUUUGCUCGUCUCAAACCCUCAUGACCUUGUUCCUUUCUUCGAGUACAAGCUCUACGCAAACACUGAUGGCGAUCACGACCGUCUCCUCGACCUCUCAGGGCUCCCUGACCCGAGACUCUUUGCAACCCACAUACCCUUCGUAGCUCUACAAGAGCCCAUCAAGAAGUCGGGUUGCAAGAUUGUGUACAUAUGUAGGAACCCUUUGGACACGUUCAUCUCCUCGUGGAUUUAUACCAACAAGCUGAUGAAAGAGCGUGGCCUUCCACCUUUGCCCUUGGAGGAGGCAUUUGAGAUGUAUUGCAAAGGGGUGGUUGGGUUUGGUCCAUUUUGGGAGCAUAUGUUGGGGUACUGGAACGAGAGCAGGGAGAGGCCAAAGAAAGUGUUGUUCUUGAAAUAUGAGGAGAUGAGAGAGGACCAUGAAGGGUUUCAUUUAAGGAAACUGGCCAACUUUCUUGGCUGUCCAUUUUCGUUGGAGGAAGAGAAGAGUGGUGUGGUGGAGGGGAUUGCAAAGCUGUGUAGCUUCGAGAAGCUCAAGGAUUUGGAGGUGAACAAGAGUGGGAGUGGGGCGAUUAUGACCUUUGAGAACAAGCACUUGUUCAGGAAAGGGCAGGUUGGGGAUUGGGUCAAUUACCUGUCCCCUUCCAUGGUGGAGAAAUUGGUUACAGUCAUGGAUGACAAGCUUGGUGGCUCUGGCCUUGAAUUCAAACUCUCCUUUUCAUACUAAUAUAUUAGUAUGAAAUAAUUAAGCUUAAAGUUCAGCAAGCUAAGUUUGUUAUCAUUAUUAUUAAAUGUUUUAUUUUUAAUUUGGGAAGAUGGAUGCUUUGAGAAAUGUUUGUAAUGCUGCUAAAUGAUUUGUGUGAAGUAUAAAAUUUUCAGUUUGCUAAUUAUUUACAUCAUGUAAAUCAUGAACAUUUAAAUGCUUAUCUCCUAACUACUCUUUCAAUUCAUAAAUGUGACUAACACAUGUUUCAAUGGUUGGGAUAACAUUGUUGAAUAUAAAAGAUCACAAAUUAAUGAACUCUAAAUUAACAUCAUAGUUUUAUUAAUAUUCAAGUUAAUCAACCCCUAAAAUUGAGUGUAUUGAAUAUUUUAUACGCGUUCAGUUUACUUGCAACAUCAAACAAAUGGGGGGAAAACGUCUAGCAUGAGAAAUGAAGUUUCACAUAUUUCAUACACAUAUAGGCAUUGGUAGAUCCACGCUCUAUUCAAGAGGAGUUGUAGCCCCUCCCAACUUUCAAAUGUAGGUAAAACCAUUUGAGCAGUUUUUGAACUCAUUUCCGGGGGCCUGCCGCAUAUCGGACAUGCAUCCGGUUGAGCUAAGUGUCACUUGCAUCUCUCAACAUUAGUAAGUAACUUGUAAUGGAGCACCAGCUAGAAAAUGAUCUUGUUCUUUGUGGCUCCUCGAUCCUCCAUGCUCUCUUCCGAAUAGGGUGCGAAUGCGCAGCUUCCCCCUCUUAUCUAAGGAGGUCAAAGGCCGACUUAAUCGUGAAACACCCUAUCGGGGAUAGUCGCCAAAUUGGGAUAUCAAGAUCUCUCUCCAUAGGGACCGGAUGUUGUGCUAGCUGCAACACCAGAGCUUCAGGAAGAAACACCUGAAUAUAUGGUUGUUUCCAUUCUCCAUUUAGCACUAAUUCGGCCACUGUGAGCUCACGCAUUACAUCUGGAAGGUCAAUGGCGAAGUCUGCUAGUGGUGGCCCAUCCUGGAAUCAAACAUACGUAAAAAAUCGAGUUUGAGCCCUACUUUGGAUAUUACACACCGUACCCUGCAGAAUGUAGUUAUGGAUCCUUAAGACUUCUCUCCAUAUUUGACAAUCGACCCUUCUCCCUCGGCUGACACCCUCCAUCCAUUCACCUCAAAUAUUUACCCCUGACAACUCUAGCCCAUAAUUGGUCCGGUUCAGUCAUCAACCUCCACGCAAUAUUCAUCAUAAAGACCUCAUUCAUCCGCGUGGCACUGCGGAUACCUAGUGCCCCUCCUCCUUUUACUUACAUAGUGUAUCCCAGUCCACACGAUGAACCUUCCUUCCCUAGAUAGAGCUGCCCCAAAUAAAUUCGCAGAUCUUUUUAUCAAUAUACUCCCUUACAGAUGCCGGGAGGACAGAAGUCUUCAUAGUAUAAGUUGGGAGCAACGAUAAGACUGCUGAGCUAGUUUUAUUCUCGACGCCAAGAACAAUGAUUUAAUCUUCCAUCCAGCCAACCUCGCGUCAAUCCGAUCAAUGAGCUCAGUGUAUGUAGCCUUGGACACACGAUCAUGAAUCACGGGUACCCCCAAGUAUCAGCCAAGAUUUUUUGCCUCUCGAAUACCAAGUGCGCCGCUUAGAGCUCCUCCCUCGGCUGCAGUGACAUUCCUCGAGAAGAAGACAUGAGACUUGGGCCUGCUAACUUGUUGCGCGGAUGCCGCCCAGAACUCCUCUAGGCACAACAAGAUCACCUGUACCUGGUUCAUGGAAUAGCACUAGUUUUCAUUCGCCCUGUGCCACUGCCUUCGAGAUGAGAUGCUCGAGUCUCUCCAUACAUAAUGUGAAAAUGUAAGGUGAAAGCGGGCAGCCCUGGAGUAGUCCCCGAGAAGGUGAAAAAGACUCUGUUAGCCCAACAUUCCAGUGAAUAUGCAUGAUGGAAGAGUAAAUACAACUCAUGGUUAUAUCGAUAAAUUGAUGGAGGGCGCCCACCUCCUAUAGAAUAUCACGGACAAUAAUCCAUUUAAUCCUAU
Linum trigynum is the source of this 4102-nucleotide messenger RNA. Lineage: Eukaryota; Viridiplantae; Streptophyta; Magnoliopsida; Malpighiales; Linaceae. The record is from the annotation of a GenBank genome assembly.